AUGUCGGAUACACAGUCCCAAGAACCCAAAGGGGCCGUUCAGUCUGUUGUUCAGGCUGACCGCCCAAAGCCAGUCCUCUCCGAGAAGUAUGCCGACGAAACAUUGCGGCUGGUCGAGGAGUAUGGUGAUCAAGUUGGCCCUCUGACACCUGAAAAGGAGUCAAAGCUGCGAUUCAAGCUCUACCUGUAUAUGAUGGGUCUGAUCUCAGCUAUAAAUCUGUUGCUUUUUAUUGAUAAAUCGACACUCGGAUAUGCCGCCAUUCUAGGCUUAUUCGAAGAGACCGGCAUCACUAAAGCCCAGUACAACGAUCUCGGAACAUUUUUCUAUGUUGGUUACCUUGCGGCACAAUGGCCAGGGCAUUAUGCGAUGCAGAAGCUGCCCUUCGGCAAAUUCAUCGCGGUUCUGGUCUUCAUGUGGGGUGUCGCGCUCUUACUGCACUGCGUUGCAACUAAAUUUGCAGGCCUAGUCGUCCUUCGUAUCGUGCUCGGCGCCUGCGAGUCCGUCGUUGUUCCUGCUAUGGAGAUGACGAUUGGAAUGUUCUUCAACCGCAAAGAACAGUCCUUCCUGCAACCCGUCUUUUGGGUGACGACGCAAUUGGCCCCCGUAUGCGCUGCCUUUAUUUCAUACGGCCUGCUCUGGAGCCAUAGCCACGUCCUCCCGUGGAAGCUCUUCAUGAUCAUCACGGGUGGAGUGUCCAUCCUGCUCUCCAUCGUCACCUGGUUCUACUAUCCCAACAACCCCGGAGACGCCAAGUUCCUCACCUUGGAGCAGAGGGUCCACACUAUCCAGCGUGUGCAAAAGUCGAGCCAGAGUUCCAUUGAGCAGAAGCAAUUUAAGAAAACCCAAUUUCUGGAGACGAUUCGCGAUCCUGUCUCGUGGCUGUUCUGUCUCCAGGCAUUCACCUUGAUGAUGUCGAACAACUUGACCUACGGACAGCAGAAUCUCAUUACCACGGCACUUGGUGUGGAUAAUCUCGGUUCAACCCUUGUGGCUGCCGCAGGUGGUGGAUUUGGUGUGCUGGUUUGCAUUGCUGGAACCAUUGCUCUCCGACUGUGGCCAUCAAACCUCGCUCUUCACGGUUUGGUAUGGUGUGUGCCUGCUAUUGCUGGAGGUAUCGGAAUGGUGUCGAUGGCCUGGGAUCAGAAGCUCGGAAUGCUCGCAUGCUUGCUUCUCGCUGGGCACACCUACGGCAACACAUAUAUCAUCGCUCUUGGCUGGACCACGUCCUCGGCCGCCGGAUACACCAAGAAGCUUACGAGAAACGUCAUGUUCAUGGUUGGAUACAGUGUAGCCAAUCUAUGCUCACCUCAGAUUUGGGUCCCGAAGGAUGCGCCGCGGUAUUAUGGCGCUUGGAUUACCCAGAUUGUCGUCAGCUGGUUCGGCACUCCCCUCAUUCUCUUCAUCAUCCAGUUCGUCCUCAGGCGAAGAAACAAGGCUAAGCAGCAAUGGAUUGAUAGCCUGACGGAGGAAGAGAGGAUAGAAAAACAGCAGGGAGAGGUAGAGCAACUGGAUGAGAGUGGCAAUCUAGUGACCCGAAAGGUUGAUAUUGCCAUGUUGGAUCUCACGGAUAUGGAGAACCCCUUCUUUGUUUAUCCAAUUUAA
Clonostachys rhizophaga is the source of this 1602-nucleotide messenger RNA. The record is from the annotation of a GenBank genome assembly. Lineage: Eukaryota; Fungi; Ascomycota; Sordariomycetes; Hypocreales; Bionectriaceae.